AGCCUCAGGAGAGAGUAUCCAAACCCCUCUUUCCAGGGUCUUGUCCCCUUCUCUCUCUCUCUCUCUUUUGAGGAGGAGGAGAGGAAGAAGAAGAAGAAGAGGAAGAGGUUGUGUUGUGCCAACCACAACACACCCUGUUUAUUGUGUAUUUGUAAUUUAUUGUUAUUAUUAUUACUACUACUGUUAUUCAUCAUUGGUCCAAGUUCCAACCACCUAUCAUUUGAUCCUUAUCUUUCCAUUUUUUUCCACCUAUUUUUCCCUUAAUUUCUUGCCCCUUUUUGAUUCCUCUCGAAUCCUUUGUUACUACUCUGUAAAAAUCCCAUCUUGGUUUGGUUCCAAAUCCUAUAAAGGUGGUAUUUUUGGGAGAUUUGAAGGUUGUGCCAUGGAUGAGAGAAUCCCACCUUCUCAAACUUACUUUCACUACUCAUCCCCCCACCAUUCGAUGCGAUCCCCUGCUUCCUCGGAUUUGGAGAGAUAUCUCGCUGAGCUGUUUGCCGAGAGGCAGAAAUUGGCACCAUUUGUGCAAAUUUUGCCAUUUUGUCACAGGCUUCUAAAUCAAGAGAUUUUAAGGGCGACUUCUUUGAAUCCUAAUCAAAAUUUUGUCGAUCCCGAGAGAAUCGAGCAUGGCAGCCCGUUAAGAUUACCCGGCCACGCUGCGAAUGGCGGACCGAUGGAUGUGGAGGGAUGGUCGGGGAUGCAAACAGAGGGAAAUGGAUAUUUUCAAGGUAUCGGGAGCCUUCAACCAUCGCCGAUGGGUUGGAAUGGCGCUCCUGGAGCGCCUAGCAGCCCUGUCGUCAAGAAGGUCGUGAGGUUAGAUGUUCCUGCCGACAAGUUUCCGAAUUACAACUUUGUCGGGCGUUUGUUGGGGCCGCGAGGAAAUUCCUUGAAACGAGUCGAAGCUACGACUCAGUGCAGAGUUUACAUACGCGGGCGGGGUUCGGUGAAAGACUCUUUAAAGGAAGAGAAGCUAAGAGAUAAACCUGGUUAUGAACACCUGAAUGAUCCAUUACAUGUGCUUGUCGAGGCCGAGUUCCCUGCAGAUAUAAUCGAUGCGAGAUUGAACCAAGCUGUGGCGAUAUUAGAGGAUCUUCUAAAACCUGUGGACGAAUCCGUAGACUACUACAAGAAACAGCAGUUGAGAGAACUCGCCAUUCUGAACGGGACUCUAAGAGAGGAAAGCCCGCGUUUGAACGUGAGUUUGUCGCCCUUCAACUCCACAGGGAUGAAACGAGCGAAAACAGGUCAAUAAUACAAGCUCUCAAUGGUAGAAAAGGUAUUCAUUAGUAAGAAUCACUCGCAAGCUCCUUAUCGGAGAUGAAUCGUAAUCCUCGACGGAGGAGAAUCAUCAAGUUGGUUGUUACUAUUUGGCUUGAAAACUUUGACUUUAUUUUACCUAUUCAUUCUAUAUCUUUGCCUUAAGGUAUUAACAUCAUUAUUUGUGUGGAUAAGUUAAUGAGGACAAGCACUGCAGAGGUUGAAAUGUAACAAUGUUUAACUGUGAUCUGUGUAACAAAGGCGGUUAUAGUGUAAUAAACAGAUUGAUGCUGUUGUGAUUCAGUUAUAAUAAAGUUUGGGUUAUUAUUUGCCUGUAAA
Ananas comosus (pineapple) is the source of this 1593-nucleotide messenger RNA. Its product is annotated as KH domain-containing protein At1g09660/At1g09670-like. Bases 383 to 1249 code for a protein of 288 amino acids. Gene Ontology annotation, biological process: regulation of mRNA splicing, via spliceosome. The transcript is spliced from 7 exons. The record is from RefSeq and is a predicted model, not a curated record. Gene Ontology annotation, molecular function: mRNA binding. Lineage: Eukaryota; Viridiplantae; Streptophyta; Magnoliopsida; Poales; Bromeliaceae. Gene Ontology annotation, cellular component: nucleus.